This is a messenger RNA of Taeniopygia guttata (zebra finch), 1882 nucleotides long. RefSeq names its product endoplasmic reticulum protein 27 (gene ERP27). The record is from RefSeq and is a predicted model, not a curated record. NCBI's taxonomy places the organism in Eukaryota, Metazoa, Chordata, Aves, Passeriformes, Estrildidae. Gene Ontology annotation, cellular component: endoplasmic reticulum. Gene Ontology annotation, biological process: response to endoplasmic reticulum stress; protein folding.
GCAGCCUUACUCUAUAAGCAAAUUAUUUCAGAACAGUUUCCUUCAGGGAUUUAAUUAAUUCUUUGAAGCCCAAAGUCUGGGCUGUGAUGGGGGUAGACUCCAGGGGUGGACAGCCCCCACCUCUCAUCCCAGAUGGCAGCUGAAUGAGCCGGGGAGCUAUAACAUACCCUUCUCAUGUUUAGCACUUACCGUAGCAGCUGUUCCCCAGAGCUAAUGUAAGAGUUGCAUGUCCUUGUGUCCAGCGUGCUGGCCAGGCACAAGGGAACAUCAGCCUCUGGGAUCCAGCACCUGGAGAGGGAUAUUCUUAACCUAGCUGGGGUGUCUGGUCACAAAGGUGCAGGGCAGCUGCGAAGUCCAGUGCUGUGGGUGAGGACACACCACGGUGGUUUUGGUGCAGCUCUCCAAGGCUGAUUCCUGCACAGCAGGGAGGGGCUUUCUCCAGCCAGGCAGUUAUCUCAGGAGCUGAAGGCUUUGCUCUGGGCCAGCUGCUCCCUUCCCACCACCCCAGGAAGGUUGUGGGUCCCCACAGCAGCUGACGUGUCUCUCGCCGAGGAGAGGACCAGAGCAGGGUGGCAUGGCGAGGAGAAGGCAAGCUGGUACCAUGGGCACAUCUGUCUUCCCGUGUCUCUUUGUUAUCCUGCUUACCAGAUGCUCCCCAGCAGGGUGUGCUGGAGGGAGCGACUCUUCGUCCCACAGCACAGCCAGCACCACAGGCAAACCCAUCCUGUUAAACAACAUCCCAGAUGCCGAAGCCUUCAUCAGUGGUGCAGAGGUGGCAGUCAUUGGAUUUUUCCAGGACCCGCAGAGCCCCGAAGCGGAGCAGUUUCGCCUGGCGGCCGGACAGCUCCCGGAGGUGCCCUUCGGCCUCAGCAGCAGCGCCGCCGUGCUGUCCCACUACGGCGCCGCGGAGAACACGGUCUCGCUGUUCCGCACGGUAGACAGUGACCGGCGGGAUCUGGAUAUGAACAACAGAGAGGUUGAUGCCAAGGACCUGACUCGCUUUGUUCGGACAAAUGAGCUCCGUCUGGUGACAGAGUACAACCCUGUGACAUCAAUAGGUGUGAUGCAGAGCUCCCUCCAGUUUAACCUCCUCCUGAUCACAGACAAGAUGUCUCCAAAGCACCCUGAGCGAAUGCGCAAGUUUCGGGCGGCGGCAGAGCUCUACAAGGGGAAGAUUCUCUUUAUCCUGCUAGACAGCAAUUUGAAGAGCAAUGAACGAGUAUUGUCAUACUUCCAACUGAAGAAGUCCCAGCUGCCAGCUCUGGCUAUAUUCCACACACCAGAUGAUGAGCACGAAGUGUUGACUGUGGGUGACAUCUCCACUGAGCGUGUACAGGACUUCUGUAAUCGUUUCCUACAAAGAAUGCCAAAGAAAGAAGACAAAUCAGAGGAGAAGCCCCUCAAUGAAGAACUCUGAUUCUUUCUCAGCCAAAAAGAUGAGUGCAGCCAGAGUCUGUUUCUGGUGUAUGAAGAGUUCACUCUGCCCUACAGCUCAGCAAUUCCUGAGCCAAAUCAGUCAUGGAUUCCCAUUACCAUUCUAUGUACAUACAUGCUGUAUGUCCUCUCCAGGAAUCUAUUCACUCCUAUCUCUUCUCAUUUGUUGGCUCAAGAGCUCUUUUUUCAGUACUUCAGGAUCUCUGGUAUUGUCCUACAAUAUGUCUUUCUGUGCCAUUGUUGGAACAAAUGGUGGCACAGUGAAAUGGCAAUAUCAGAAGUAAAGCUAGUAGUUCCAGGGAUCUGUGUCCCUCAUUCUUUUGGGUUUUGGUGCCAUGCUGGGAUCCACUGUCAGCCUUGCCUGAUACUACAAACAAAUUUGUUGCUUGAUAUCAUGUGAAAUUUUCCAUUUAUUUUACUAAAUAAAGCAGUAAGUUAAUGGCCUGAA